Messenger RNA from Spea bombifrons (plains spadefoot toad), 4173 nucleotides. It is a transcript of the gene FBXW10B, whose product is annotated as F-box and WD repeat domain containing 10B. Gene Ontology annotation, molecular function: protein binding. Bases 133 to 2472 code for a protein of 779 amino acids. The transcript has 14 exons. NCBI's taxonomy places the organism in Eukaryota, Metazoa, Chordata, Amphibia, Anura, Pelobatidae. The record is from RefSeq and is a predicted model, not a curated record.
GACCCACUCAACUUAAUGAGUAAGCCACAAUGUAAGGGGUAAGUCGGGACCUCCGAACUAAACAUGGAGACAUCGUUUUACACUUAAAGUGUCCUUUGCGAUAGGUGGACCGUUCACCCUAAAGUGGGCACUAUGGUAGAAUCGGAAUACUUGUUGGGUUCUGACCGGAAGCUCACGUGUAAAAACGACACAUCGAGUCUGCCUUCCUGCCAAACCUGUGAGGACUGCGUCCUGACGGCCAAGCACGACCUCACCAAAGAAUGGUUUUUGAGAGCCGGAGAAAACUCGCAGAAAAACUUCCUUUUUGGUAUCAUAAGGAGGAUACGGGACCUGCAAAUGUUGCUUUAUGUAGAGAGGAUCCUGCGUCAGGUACAAGGCAAGGACUUUAUCUACAGCCGGUCUCGGAUGAAGCCGAGUCUGCCCCAAGACUCGCUAAUUGCCCAUUUCAACCGAGCUCUUGACCCGGACAAGUUGUGGCAGUUUAUGCGGGAGAUCUGGGAAUGGUUUAAAGGAGGCUCGUAUUAUACCAAACUGAACUAUACUCUCCUGCUACUGCAGAUGUGCAGCACCCACACGCUACACACCGCCGCCAACCUCAUACAAGUCCUGAUUGCACAAGGGAGGAAAGCGCAUUUACUCAAGGAAGAAGCCUUUGGUGCUGACGAGAGCCCCAGAGCCUUGGAACUAUGUGGCUUAAAGGAACCCGAUCCAUCCGACGUGGACGACCCUUCUUUCAUGGUGCCUCCGACAUCAGUUAAAUCGACCUCGGGUGUCAAAAUGUACAAAGACUUCAUCAGCUGCCUGCCUGUGCAUCUGUCCAAGAAGAUUCUAGGGUUUUUAAAUAAGGACACUCUGAAAGUCUGCUUCUCUGUGUCACAUCACUGGCGCUAUCUGGCAGAAAGUACACUUCAGGAUCUAAAAGCCGAACUCCUGGUGAAGAAAGAGGCUAUGAUACUGCAGGGCACUUCCAACAAAAAGGCCAGACUUUCCUAUGCGAAAAUGCAGUCUGUUCAGGUUCCGAAACAUGGACCUGAAGAAGGCGAUGUUUCACGCAGAGGGAAAGAAGUUCAGAAACAGCCCGGUGAUAGCUUCCAUACAGCAUACAUCGGUCAAGAAACAAUGACAGUCCUCAUGGAAGAGCGAAAUCUCUACUGUGGACCAUAUAAUAUUUUAUUUGUCACAAAAGAGCCAGACCACCAUAGGGUGAUUCACUAUGAUGGGGGAAGAUUUCUAGCUGUUGGUUCAGUUGACCACACAGUGAAGGUAUAUGAUAUCGCAGAGAUGAAGCCAAUUCCGCCCCUGUUCAAAGGACAUGCUGGGAGCGUCCGCGUGGUGCAUUUGUGCGAGGAGGAAGGCUCCCUCUUCACAGGAGGAUAUGACAUCGGCAUCAGACAGUGGGACCUGACCAGCGGAGUGUGCGUGAGAGUUUACAACGGACACAUGAAGACGGUCACGUGCCUGGAUGUGCACAAGAAUUACUUGGUUUCUGGAUCUAAAGACCAUCUUGUAAAAGUUUGGAAUAUUACCACUGGAAAAUGCCCCAAGACAUUUAAGCAUGAAAAUGCAGUUUUUGCGGUUAAAAUAAACGAACGUUAUGUGGUUGGCGGCUGUGAAAAAGGAUUGGUCAAGGUUUGGCACUUGGAAUCUGGAACAUUAAUCAAGACACUGACAGGUCACCAGGGCAGAAUAAAAUGCCUUUUUCUUGACCAGUGGCAUUUGGUGUCGGGAGGAAUGGAUGGAAACGCCAUCGCUUGGAGCAUGGUGGGAACCUUUCAGAAAAGCCUAAUCACAUUCUGGCAUCCCAAGGAGGUCACGAGCGUAACAUUACACUAUCUCAGAGUCAUUACAAGCUGUGCUGAUGGCAAAAUUCGUGUGUUCAACUUCCUCAGUGGAGACUGCCUCAGAGUGAUGAGAGUCACCAGCAGAGACGACCCCGUGAUGUCCUUAUGUGUCCGAGACAAUAGACUGGUCAUCAAUGUGACAUCAAGCAUCAUAAUCUUCGAGUUUGGAAAUAUAUCUUGGGAUUACUCCAUGGCGUCGGCCCAUGUAAUUGCCCUGAAAAAAAGGGAAAAGUUUAAAGCGGCAGCUUUAACGCCUGCGCCGUACAGCUACGCGCGGGCUCAGAGACUGAAAAUAUUCGGCUCCGGCAAUACAAAGGUUUCUGAGCGACAACAAAAGGAAAAAGACGACCAAGACAGGAGAGUGGAGAAAACGGCAGGAGAGAAGGAAGAGGUACAAGGUGUCAAAAGCCUAUCCCAUCGCGGUCAAACCCAGCGUGUAAAGAGUACGGCCGAAACGCAGAAUGCCCGACGAGAGUCGCUCCCACCUAUAACAUGGCUUGACUUGCUGAGGUAUCUCGGGACCUUUGAAGACUUAGAUCUGGAGCCCAUGUUUCUUAGAAAAGUGCUAUCAUCCAGCCAAAAAAUGAGAGGCGGACGUACAAAACCCAAGGCCAAGGGUAACACGCGUUGAUAUUCUGUAGCAUUUUAUCUUUUUGUGUUUGUUUGUAACGGUUCCUGUGGAGAGCUGGUAUCAAUGUAUAAAAGACAGUAGUCUUUCCGCCUUACUACAUAUCAUUACUAAUCCUGGUAAUUCAACAGAAGCAAUCUGGAAAAUUCAUGUAGUUCUACAUAUUUUUUAGUUACGUUAUCUGCCCGCAGAUCCGGAGUUUCUACCCCCAAUAACAUGGCUUGAUUUAGAGAAUUCUCUCAGGAGCAUUCAAAACACGGAUCUGGAUUCUGAGACUUUCCCUUCAAGAAGAAGAGUGUGGCGGAGCCCCGACCCCUGCACAGAGAACGCAAUCACAAAAUACAAAACACCAGAUGCUGAUCUGGAGCCUUUACCACUGAUAACAUGGCAGGACUUUCAAAAUUAUCUCAGGAACUUUGAAAAUAUAGAUUUAGACCCCAGGACCCUCAGAAAGGCCCUGUCCGCCGGCAGAUCGCAAGCCAGGGCACGGCACAGCGGAGACACCUUGAGAUGGAACGCUACUGCAGAACUGGGGACCAAGGAGGCUUCUGCAAUUUCAGAUAAGGAAUCGGGCUAUGACUCUGCAGGACCGAAAUCCGCCCUUUCGAGAAGCGAGAAAGCAUCCGCGGAGCGCGUGAGGAAACGUGGACCCCAUUCUCCAAUGAGCCCCAAUCAAAUGCUUCUCAAAAUCAGCACCAUCCAAAACCUGCAGCGGUCUGAUGAGCUGGCCUCAAACAUGGAAUUCAAUUUCAGCCUCCGUGAUUCAUGGGGACCUCCCGUGCUCCUCAUGGGAAACAAGAAAGAGGUUGCUUCAACCCGUUCAGAGCAAACCAGAUUUUCUGGUGCUUAUGGAGGAAUGAAGACUUUUUCGGGACCAAUAAGACAAAUUGGCCCUUACAGGGAUUCCUUACAGGGUUCAAGAGUUCAACCUCCGGUGCAUCAACCAACUACGGAACCACCAAAGACGAGCGGUGGAUCCAAGGAGAGAAAAAGAAGUCCUGUUGUAGACGAGACAUUGGACUCUUCAGUAGAAGACACCGAAGAUGAACGCGUUUUUCGCGGGAGCUCAUUGCUCCCAAACAGGGCAGCCGUCAAAAGACCCGUGCCGUUCGUCGCUCGCAAUCCUUUCAGAAUAAGCUGUGGCUUCCGGCUUCUGACUGCAAAGCAGCAGAAGGAAUACGAGGAUGGAAAGACGCCUCGGGAAAACACAACGGACGACGCCGUCAUAGAACUGCUCGACACAAUGAAGGCCAGAAGGGAUGCCCAUUGUAAGAAGAUCGAGGAGCAAGAAAAGAAAACUCUGGAGUUUAAAAGGGAACGCACGGCGAAACAUCACAAGAAACGAAGACGCGAGCUUGGGAAGUAGUCCAGACCAGAUCUGUUCCUCCGAAUGGGUCUUGACGAAAGGGCAAGUUUGGUAAAGACGAUCCCUUUAUUGGCUAAGUAUAAUAAGAUUGCAAGCUUCUGGGACUAUCUAAUUAACUUAAAGAAGAGCUAGAUAGUCUUGAGAGCUUCCUAUCUAUUAUACUUCAGUUGGCCAAUAAAGGGAUCAUCUUUACAAAACUUGCCUUUUUUUCUUUCUAGGCUAAUACGGUCAUGAAAGGGAUGAGACAAAAAAACUAUAACUCUUUUAGCUCAAGAAAACAUGUAUUUAGUCAAAAUCUUUCAUUGGGCCAACACAGUAAAUGACAUAAGCUUUCUGUA